AUUCCGGAAGUUCCCACGGGGCGACGUCACUUCCGCCGCGCUUCCUGGAGGCGCCAAGAUGGACGCGGCGCGGGCCCGGGAGCAGCUCCGGCGGCGGUACCUGUUCUCGCCCGACGCCGAGGCCUCGCUGGACGGCAGAGGCUGCGCCGGGCCGGGAGCCUCUGCAGCUGUUGAGAAAAAGCAAAAACCUCUUCCAAGACUUAAUGUCCAUUCUGGAUUCUGGAUAUUGGCAUCCAUUGUUGUGACCUAUUAUGUGGAUUUCUUUAAAACUAUUAGAGAAAACUUUCACACUAGUAGUUGGUUUCUCUUUGGCGGCGCCUUGUUGCUUGUCAGCGUGUCCAUUGCAUUUUACUGCAUUCUCUAUCUGGAGUGGUAUCGUGGGAUUGAAGAUUAUGAUGUCAAGUAUCCAGCCCUGAUACCCAUCACAACUGCUGCUUUUAUCAUGGCAGGGAUUUGAAAUGGGCUCGUAGCAUCUAUUCUUUGCUGUUUGCUGUUUACACAUAUGAUUCAUCCGCAUUGUUGUGAGUAGCAGUUGUUCAUUGCUGUCGGGCAGUCCAGCCUGUAGCUGAAUCCCAGUUUCUUUUUCUACUAUUGAUAACAUUUGGAUUGUUUCCAGUUUGGUGGUGUUAUUAAUGAGGCUAUCAAGAACAUUCUAGUGUAUGUCUCUUGAGAAUAUGUGCACAUUUCUGUUGGAUGUAUAUGUGAGAGGGACACAUUGAUCGGUUGUCUCCCACACACACCCCGACUGGGACUGGGGAUCGAACCCACAACCCAGUGUGAACCAGCCAUCUUCCACAUUGAUUUUCAGUAUUCCAAGAAACCUGACUUAAUGUGGAGGCGUUAUCUCUACAAGUGAAAUUGUUGGCUCAUAGGGUGUGCAUGCCUCCAAUUUCAGUAAAUAAUGCCACACUAUUUUACAACGAGAUUGUUCUUUUUUUUAAAUUUCUUUUUAUUUUUUAAAAAUAUAUUUUUAUUGAUUUCAGAGAGGAUGGGAGAGGGAGCGAGAGAUAGAAACAUCAGUGAUGAGAGAGAAUCAUUGAUCGGCUGCCUCCUGCACAUCCCCUACUGGGGAUCGAGCCCAUAACCCAGGCAUGUGCCCUUGGCCAGAAUUGAACCUGGGACCUUUCAGUCCGCAGGCUGAUGCUCUAUCCACUGAGCCAAGUCAGCUAGGGCUAUAUGCUUUUGCUCUUAUAAAAAUACCCCAGUUGGUGUCUUUCUUCAUAAGUUAAUAGGCACUCAGUGAAAAAAAAGUGAUUUUAUUAAUGUUUGCAAAAGUACACUUGCUCACUGAAGAAAUAUCUGUUAAAUACAGUAAAUACAAAAGAAAUAAAUCCCAGGAUCCUGCCUGUCAGGGAGAAAAAUUACUCUUUAUGUACAGUGAGUCCUCACUUAACAUCGUCGUUAGGGUCUGUGACGGUAAGUGAAACAACAUAAAAGAAACGGGCUUUCCCACAGGCCAGUGGGUAAGCGAGAGUGCCGCUCUGCGUGGCUCAGUGUCGUGGUGAGGUGCUGUUUCGUGGGUGUAGCCCUGUAGUUUGUUUCUCUCUUGAUGUUAAAUCAAUUAUGAUUUUGGGAACCACCUGCUUUUGUACAUACUCAGUUUAAAUCUUUUUUUUAAAAAAUGAUUUAUUUUCUGUAGUUGAAGGUCAAGGGUAUUUAACAUACUACGUUAUGAUGUGGCUCUUAUUAACCCUUCAGUAAUGUAGGUAGACAGCUGUGUUAUUUUACACUUUCUUACAAGGCUACUGUCACCCCCAGAAAUGUUAUUUAAUUUUUCAGGACAGUAUAAUUAUAGCUCUUUUAAAGUUCUACUUACUAAAAGGUUACAUUUUAAAGUCAAUAACUGUCUGAAGCAUUUAAUUGGCUAUAGUUCUUCCCAUUUACCUUCUGCUCUUACGAAUUCAGUUCACAAAAGUCAGUUGCACUUAAAGUGUUUUACCUUAGUGAUAGGAAUAGUGUUUUUCUCAGUGGAAAAUUUAAUAGCAAGUUAUAAAUGGUUGCUUUUUUCAUUCUGUUUCUAACAGAAAAAUGCUUUUAACCAUCUUUUUACCGUAAUGGUUUGAUAGUGUGGGAUGUUGAGAGCAGACUACGGCCAUUCUAGUUCAUGUCCCAUUGCAGACCCCGACUUUAAUCACUUAAGUUCCCUUAAGCCAAGCCGGCCUGCAUUAGAAGACCUGUGACUCUAGUCCAAGUACUUUUUGAAGAGAUUAUGAUAGUUCCAAUAUUUGUUAGAUCACAUCUUUGAGAGA
Myotis myotis is the source of this 2249-nucleotide messenger RNA. It is a transcript of the gene TMEM128, whose product is annotated as transmembrane protein 128. The record is from RefSeq and is a predicted model, not a curated record. The transcript has 4 exons. NCBI's taxonomy places the organism in Eukaryota, Metazoa, Chordata, Mammalia, Chiroptera, Vespertilionidae. The coding region runs from base 59 to 457 and encodes 132 amino acids.